AUGCACAUUGCUCAAGCUGAUGUGCGGACAAUGGACCAGCUUCUCGGUGUUGUGAAAGAAGCAUCUUCGUCGUCUGCUCCAGUGCACAUUCCGAACCAAAACACAAUUUUCAAGGUGUACCGCGACGCCAUGGAGGAAGCAUACAAGAAGCUGAAAUACAUUCAAAAGUACCAAAUGUUUACGAUGCGAGAGAGAGAAAUCCUGGUAGAGUGCCGUAAGUGUCCAGACUCUGACCAAGUGACCCAGGAUCUUCGCCGUGUGUACGACGGCAUCACUACGGAUGCUACUCGCGUACGCGUCCUACUAACAAUGCACCUAGAGCCUUUGCAGAACCCUCCCCCAAAUUCCGAGAAGAUCCAGUCCUUCUACAAUAAGGAUGAACGCAGAGCGAAGCAAAUCCAGAAGGUUCGACAAGCCGCGGCUAAAAAGGAGAAGAGAGAGCGCGAAGCUGCCGCUGCAGCGGCGAAAAUUGCAAAAGAGACUCCCAGAGUGACUGGGACCACUGGGGAGGCUAUACAGACGGACGGACGUGAUGACCAGGGAACUACCCCGGCUAGUAGUGAGGUUCCUGACGGGAAGUCCGCGCUGCGCUCCAAGAAACGCCCUCGCAAAGAAACCGGAUAA
Molecule: messenger RNA, 624 nt
Organism: Phytophthora nicotianae INRA-310
Lineage: Eukaryota; Oomycota; Peronosporomycetes; Peronosporales; Peronosporaceae
Exons: 2
Coding region: 1-624 (207 amino acids)
Source: RefSeq, a predicted model, not a curated record